AUGAAUCUCGAGCCCGAAUACGACGACAAGAAGCAUGGGGAUGUUUACAACCAGCAGGUCGACGGCACCCAUGUGCCACCUGUGUAUGAGGAGGAGGUUGUCGCCCACCAGGGUCUUCAACGAUCGCUCAAAGCUAGACAUUUGGCAAUGAUUUCCAUCGGUGGUGUCAUCGGAACGGGUCUUUUCUUGGGUACCGGUUCUGCAUUAGCCCACGGUGGUCCUCUUGGUCUUUUCUUGGGUUACGCCUUGAUGGGUAGUAUCUGUUAUUCAGUCAUGAUUUCCCUCGGAGAGAUGAUCUCUUUCCUUCCUAUCCCCGGUGGUCACAUCAAACUCGCUGAGCGAUUCGUCGAUCCCGCUCUUUCUUUCACAAUGGGAUGGAACUAUUGGUACAACUGGGUUAUCAUUCUUCCCGCCGAACUUUCCGCCGCUGCCGUCUUGAUCAAUCUUUGGAACAAAACAAUCAACAACGCUCUUUGGAUCUCCAUUUGUCUUAUCGUUGUCGUUGUCAUCAACCUUCUUGGUGCCGGUGCUUACGGAGAGGCUGAAUUCUGGUUCGCUUCUAUCAAAGUCCUCACCAUUGUCGGUUUAAUCAUCCUCGGUAUCAUCAUCUCCGCUGGUGGUGGUCCCAACCACGAGACCACCGGUUUCCGAUACUGGAGAGACCCUGGACCUUUUGUUCAAUACUCUGGUAUCCAAGGAUCUCUCGGUAAAUUCCUCGGUUUCUGGGCAGUUCUCACCCAAGCCGCUUUCUCUUAUAUCGGUACUGAAAUCGUUGCCAUCGCUGCCGGUGAAGCCAAGAACCCCAGACGAAAUCUUCCCCGAUCAAUCAAGAAAGUUUACAUCCGAAUCUUGGUCUUCUACCUUGGUGGUACUUUCAUCAUUGGUAUCCUUGUUCCCUCCAACGAAGAAGGUCUCGCUCUUAACUCUGGUACCGCUCUUGCCUCUCCUUUCGUCAUCGCUAUCAGAAAAGCCGGUAUCCCCGCUCUCCCCAGUAUCAUCAACGCUUGUCUUUUGACUUCCGCUUGGUCCGCUGCUUCUUCCGAUCUUUUCACCUCUUCCCGAGCUAUCUACGGUCUUGCCAUCUCCCGAAAAGCCCCCAAGAUCUUUGCACGAACCACCAAGAAUGGUCUUCCUUAUGUCGCCAUCAUCUUCUGUGCCAUGUUCGGUGCUCUUGCCUACAUGUCCCUUCAAUCUACCGCCGGUAAAGUGUUCGGUUACUUUGCCAACUUGACAGCUGCCGCUGGUCUUAUGACAUGGUGGGGUAUCUGUUUCACCUACAUCAGAUUCGAAAAGGGUCUUAGAGAUCAAGGAAUUCCCAAAUCAUCUCUUCCUUACACUGCCAGACUCAAUUACCACGCUUUCGCCGCAAAGUACGCCAUUGUUUUGAUCAGUAUCAUCCUCUUCUUCUCAGCUUGGAACGUAUUCCUCAAAUCAGAUACCGGAUUUGACGCCGCCACAUUCAUCACCAACUACCUUCCUUUGUGGCUCUUCCCUAUUUUGUGGGUUGGUUACAAGUUCAUCAAGAAGACUCGAUUCGUUCGAUCAACCGAAAUGGACUUUGUAUCUGGUUUGGAUGUCAUCGAAGCUGAGUCAUACGAGGAAGAGCCUCCCAAGACUAUUGUAGGAAAGAUCUGGGCUUCUAUUAUGUAG
Molecule: messenger RNA, 1650 nt
Organism: Kwoniella shivajii
Lineage: Eukaryota; Fungi; Basidiomycota; Tremellomycetes; Tremellales; Cryptococcaceae
Exons: 3
Coding region: 1-1650 (549 amino acids)
Biological process (GO): amino acid transmembrane transport
Cellular component (GO): membrane
Molecular function (GO): amino acid transmembrane transporter activity
Source: RefSeq, a predicted model, not a curated record